Molecule: messenger RNA, 948 nt
Organism: Heterocephalus glaber (naked mole-rat)
Lineage: Eukaryota; Metazoa; Chordata; Mammalia; Rodentia; Bathyergidae
Product: olfactory receptor 2V1
Biological process (GO): G protein-coupled receptor signaling pathway
Cellular component (GO): membrane
Molecular function (GO): olfactory receptor activity; G protein-coupled receptor activity
Source: RefSeq, a predicted model, not a curated record
AUGGAAGUAUGGUCAAACCAAUCAUUUACAAAUGGAUUCAUCCUCUUGGGUAUCUUUUCCCACAGCUGGACUGAUCUCAUCCUUUUCUCUGCAGUUAUGGUGUUCUUUAUGGUGGCCCUUUGUGGAAAUGUUCUCCUCAUCUUCCUCAUCUACAUAGAACCUCAACUUCAUACACCCAUGUACUUCUUUCUCAGCCAACUCUCCUUCAUGGACCUUAUGUUAGUCUGUAAUAUUGUGCCAAAGAUGGCAGUCAACUUCCUGUCUGGCAGGAAGUCCAUCUCUUUUGUGGGAUGUGGUGUACAAACUGGAAUUUUUGUCUCUCUUGUGGGAUCUGAAGGGCUAUUACUGGGACUCAUGGCUUAUGAUCGCUAUGUGGCCAUUAGCCACCCACUUCAUUAUCCCAUCCUCAUGAGUCAGAGGGUCUGUCUCCAGAUUGCUGGGAGUUCCUGGGUCUUUGGUAUACUAGACGGAAUAAUUCAGAUGGCAGCAGCCAUGAGCUUACCCUACUGUGGCUCAAGGAAUGUGGAUCACUUCUUCUGUGAGGUGCCAGCUUUACUGAAGCUGGUCUGUGCAGACACAUCCCUUUUUCACACCCUGCUGUUUGCUUGCUGUGUCUUCAUGCUGCUCCUUCCCUUCUCCAUUAUUGUGGCCUCUUAUGCUCACAUCCUGGGGGCUGUGCUCCAUAUGCACUCUGCUCAGGCCCAAAAAAAGGCUCUGGCAACAUGCUCUUCCCACCUGACAGCAGUCUCCUUCUUCUAUGGGGCAGCCAUGUUUAUCUACCUGAGGCCGAAGCGUUACCGGGCCCCUAGCCAUGACAAAGUGGUCUCUAUCUUCUACACAGUGUUUACUCCUAUGCUAAAUCCCCUCAUUUAUAGCUGGAGAAACAGGGAAGUGAUGGGUGCACUGAGAAGAGCACUGAACCAUUGCAGUGUUGGUACCCAGCGCUGA